CUUACUAAAUUUACGUACUUUAUUUUCUAUAAAACAUUAAGUAUUAUAAAAGACCUAGUAUAUAUAUUUAUUAAAGUUAUAUUCUUAAAUUACGGUUUACUAAAAAAAAUAUUUUAA
Colletotrichum costaricense is the source of this 117-nucleotide messenger RNA. RefSeq lists its product as uncharacterized. The record is from RefSeq and is a predicted model, not a curated record. The annotation marks the transcript as partial. NCBI's taxonomy places the organism in Eukaryota, Fungi, Ascomycota, Sordariomycetes, Glomerellales, Glomerellaceae. The transcript has a single exon.